Molecule: messenger RNA, 3009 nt
Organism: Enhydra lutris kenyoni (northern sea otter)
Lineage: Eukaryota; Metazoa; Chordata; Mammalia; Carnivora; Mustelidae
Product: mitochondrial ribosome associated GTPase 2
Exons: 7
Coding region: 18-1187 (389 amino acids)
Cellular component (GO): mitochondrion
Molecular function (GO): magnesium ion binding; GTPase activity; GTP binding
Source: RefSeq, a predicted model, not a curated record
CUUCCGAAGAGGACGCCAUGGUGCCUUCGAGGCUUCUCGCACUAGGACCGAGGACUGUGCCUGGCGGCGUGGGGCGCUGGACUCAGGUCCGGCUGUGGCCCCCUUCUCCCAGGCUGCUCUCAGACAGCUGUGGGGACCACUCCAAGCACCGGGAACCCCCCGGGAAGAAACUGCUCUCCGAGAAAAAACUGAAGAGACAUUUCGUGGACCACCGCCGAGUGCUCGUCUGCGGGGGCCGUGGCGGCGACGGGGUGAGCUGCUUCCAUAGCGAGCCCCGGAAGGAGUUUGGAGGCCCAGAUGGUGGCGACGGAGGCAACGGUGGCCACGUCGUCCUGAGAGCUGACCGGCAAGUCAAGUCGCUGUCCUCGGUGCUAUCUCGGUACCAGGGUUUCCACGGAGAGUCCGGUGGCAGGAAGAACUGCUUCGGGCGCAGCGGCGCCCCCCUCUACGUCCUGGUCCCAGUGGGCACGUUAGUGAAGGAGGGAAAGGAAGCCGUGGCUGACCUGUCGCGCCCAGGUGAGGAGUACAUUGCUGCUCUGGGCGGGGCAGGAGGAAAAGGUAACCGCUUUUUCCUGGCCAAUGAGAACCGCGCACCUGUGACUUACACCCCGGGGCGGCCCGGUCAAGAACGCGUCCUCUUCCUGGAGCUCAAGACGAUGGCCCACGCUGGAAUGGUUGGGUUCCCCAAUGCUGGGAAGUCCUCCCUCCUCCGGGCCAUUUCGAACGCGAGACCUGCUGUGGCUUCCUACCCGUUCACCACUCUAAAGCCCCACGUCGGGAUUGUUCACUGUGAGGACCACCAGCAGAUAGCAGUGGCCGACAUCCCGGGCAUCAUCCAGGGCGCGCACCAGAACCGGGGCCUGGGGAGCGCCUUCCUCAGGCACAUCGAGCGCUGCCCAUUCCUCCUGUUCAUCGUGGAUCUGUCGGAGCCGGAGCCGUGGACGCAGGUGGAGGACCUGAAGUUCGAGCUGGAGAAAUAUGAAGCUGGCCUGUCCGAGCGACCGCAUGUGGUCGUGGCGAAUAAGAUCGACCUCCCGCAGGCCCGAGCAGCUCUGCCCCAGCUGCGCGCCUGCCUGGGCCCGGGCGUCAUCGCCCUGUCGGCCGCAACUGGGGAGAACUUGGAGGCGCUGCUGCUGCGCCUGCAGGAGCUCCACAGCCGGCACGUGGGUGCCGAGCUCCGCUGGUAGCCACCAGGCCAUCGCCCAACAGUGACCACCCUGACGCGGCUCUGGGUGGAGAUAAGAAAGUUGCUGCUUUGCCUUGCGCUGUCCCUGGUGCUCCCUCCCCAGCCAGCGGGCCAGGACCUCGUACGUGUGGGACGUGUGCGCCUCCUGCUGAUCUGCUCCCCGCUGGGGCCUCCUGCACCUGCCAGCGUGCUGACCAGCUGCGCUGGGCUCCCCGCCCUUCCUCAGUACCUCUAAGUGGCGAGGAGCCCGUGGCCUUGCAGCUGAGCCGCCGGACUUGGUGGGGCCGAACCCUUACCUGCAUGCGGGACCCCGCACGGGAGGCACCGACUCCGGAUCCCUGACACUGUCCUCGCCAGUGCUGGCCGCGGUCCCAGAGGCCGUCCGCCCUACGGAGGGGACAUGAGGACGCUUGGACAGGGAGCCUUCCCAGCCGCAAGGCUCUUCUCAGAUGCCCCUGUCUGAGCAACGCAGUAGGGGCGACGCCUCCCGUGUUGUUCCCGGACUUGGCUGCUCUGUGCAGGAGCCGUUGGCUUCACGACUGAACGCACCCAAUAUCCGACCGGGGCCGUGCGAGUCAUUAGCUGAAGACCCAGGCGCAUGUCCCCACAUAAGUCUGCGGCUUCAGGCGUGUCCCUGGGGGCCCUUAAGAGACGGUGUGGUUGGGGACCAGGGGUAACCAGGGGAAGGGGCCUUGGGCCCUUUGGGGAUUUGCCCCCGGGUCCUUGCUGCCAGCUGCGAGCGUGCUGGGGGCUGGGCCUGCCUCAGACAAGAAGCUUGUGCCCGAGCUUUCAGGAGCCGUUCCGUUUUGAUCUACCGUCAAAUCUGCAACUAGAACGAGAAUCCUUUGCCUGAAGCUUUAUUUAAUGUCUUAUAAUUUCCGAAGGCCUUGUGUUCUAGAAACCAGAGAUGGAUUUUGCAAUCUCUUUGCUCUUUCUGGGGCCGCCACAAAGGAUUUCGUAGAGCCGUGUUAAUUAUCGUGGCCUUUCAUCUCCAGCCGGCCCCACGCCGGUGCUGCACCCGGGGGGCGACACUGGGGGCCUCCCUGUGUCUGUCCUGCGCUCGCCUGUGCCCCCAGCAGCCUCAGGACCAGACCCAGCUGAGGCACUGCUCAGUAUUUAUGGAGUGAAGAAAGGGAUGGUGUCUGAUGUUGUGUACAUGGUGAGUUUCUUUUAGUUAAAGGCACGUGUUUGGCGGGAAGAUUCGCUGAGCAGCGGAGGCCUGGGCGCCACCUCCCCUCCCGUCCCAGCCCCACCAGUGCCGCCGCUUCCAGCCAUGUCCGCAGGGGCCACUGAGGCCUGAGCCGUAGCUCCGUGUAUCUGCCUGAGGCACCGCCUGUUGACACCGCCCUCGGCUCGGGGACUCCACUCUCCCGCACUGCCACUCCGGCCGGCCGCGCAGGCGCUGUGAUGCGUGGCGCAUGAACCCCUGUCCCGCCCCUCACUUUUCUUGGAGCUGACCUCCAGCCUGGGUCUACUUGCCUCGUUUUCUCUCCACCUGGAUAUUUGUUUCUGUCCCGACGUCUGUCCCUUCCUGUCCGUUCCGUCUUGCAGACGCUCGGGCUCCAGUGGGCGUUUCCUUCCCUGUGCCCCUCCAGUCUGCUGUACCACGCAGGCUGCCCCCCAGUGUCUCCCUCCCUUGCUGUACUCCCACCUGUCGAGGUGGCUGUCACCCGGCUCUUCGCGGCCUUUCUGGAAGUGGGUGUGAAGAUGGGGACCUGAGCCGCAGGAGGCAGCAUUUCCCGCAUUCCCCCGUUUUUAAGCCCUAAGGCAUGGCACCCCGAUUUCCCCGGCUCCUGCGUCCACUUGCUCCAGAGGACAAGCCU